AUGCGAUCAAUCUUCAGUCUGCGACACGCAAGUCGCACCAGUCGCUCCCUGCUACGAUCUCGAGGCCUCGAACAACCGCUCCGAACAAGGAGGACGAUCAGCACCAUACCACGCCCACGCCAUGCGAUAACACCACAAUGCGCGGCAUUCACGCCUCGCCGGGCAUUCGGACUGCCUUCACUCUCCUCCUUCCUCCCCUCCUCGCCCAAUGGGAAUAACAGCGACCCCAAGCGCGUUCUCACAGCCACGCGCACUCUGCCCUAUUCUCCCGCCCUACUCUUCAAAGUCAUUGCCUCCGUCGAAUCCUACGCGGAAUUCCUCCCCUUCCUCACAGCCUCGACUGUCACGGCCCGCGACCCACAAUCGGGGUAUCCUACUCAAGCCUUCCUGACUGUGGGCUAUGGCCCGCUCAGUGAGACCUUCACCUCGCGGGUAGACUGUGAUCCCUUGAAGGGGAUUGUCGAGGCGCGCAGCGGGGCGAAAUACGGCCAGGGAGCUGGGAAGGCGGAACCCAAAGGCGGGUUGAGUGGGUUGUUCCCCGGUGCGAAUGAGGGUAUCUUUGAGUAUCUCGAUACGAAGUGGGAAUUGGCGCCGCUGGCCCCGGCUGAUGCAAAGGGUGGUCCGCAGACUAAAGUGAACUUGGAGGUGCGCUUUGAGUUCCGCAACCAGUUGCACGCUACCAUGAUGAGUGCUGUCGAGGGCCAGAUGGCCAAUGUGAUGAUCGAAGCGUUUGAGAAACGCAUUCGGGAGACGCCUUCGCAGGGGCAAUAG
Molecule: messenger RNA, 771 nt
Organism: Penicillium cinerascens
Lineage: Eukaryota; Fungi; Ascomycota; Eurotiomycetes; Eurotiales; Aspergillaceae
Product: ubiquinone-binding COQ10-like protein
Exons: 1
Coding region: 1-771 (256 amino acids)
Biological process (GO): ubiquinone biosynthetic process; cellular respiration
Cellular component (GO): mitochondrion
Molecular function (GO): ubiquinone binding
Source: RefSeq, a predicted model, not a curated record